AUGUCCCAGCUCCGUGACGUUUAUAGCACCAGUGAGGUGGACUCAUCCGGCGCAACGACUCAACCGACCGCUGCCAAGAACGACGAUACCCACCGGUUCACCAUCUCAGACUAUCUCGACCAGGCUCAGGCUCUGGGUGUCAACAACGACGGCCCCGCUGCCCCCUCGCCCUCGUCGUCGUCGUCGCCGACCACUUCAGGCCCCAUUGCGCGCGUACAGGCUGGACCUUCGCGCCCACCACGGCCAGACGCUGACCUCGACAUUGAAGCCAUCUCUUCACCGCCGACUAGCCGUCAACACUUCCCCCUGCCCCCUACUUCUUCGACUUCCACCACACGCGCGCAGCAGACCCCACUGCGCACUCCUCCUCGACAAGCCCACGACGUUCUUGGCGGUCUCACCAGCUCUGGCAGCGGUGUCCUUCCUCCCGUGGUGUCUCGUUCAACCCCUCCCUCUUCCUCUUCUUCCCAACCACUCCCACCCACAACGUCGCCCAAGUCGCUCACCCCGCCGCGCCUGUUGCGAAAGCCCGUCCGGGACCCUCUCGGCGUGAUGAUAUCCCCUCUCGGCCCUGGGCCAGAACCCUACCCGAACUCGCCAGACGGAAACGCGUCCGACAUUAGCGACAGCAGGACGUCACAGGACGUCUACGUUCCCCAGCUCACGUACCCUCCCCAGAGCAGGUACCCGGGCUACUCGGACUCGCGCCCGGCUUACAUGGGCGGCAACAACCGGCCAUCACCGCCGCGCGGGCCUGUCGCUGGUCAUUCGACAACGUCGCCCACACGACCGGGGAUGAGCAUGAACCAGAAACAGCAGAGCGCGUUUGCACGGCAACAGACCCACCAGCUGCCGCCUGGCGCGGCCGCUUCUGGUCCCCCCAUGACCAUUGACGGUGCGCUGAUGUCGCCCACGACCCAGGGUGUGCUGUCCGACGACGAGGACGACGACGACGAUGAAAAGCAUGCUGCGCCACCGUUGCCGGAAAAGUCGCGCAACUCGGUCGCCGCCGUGCCGCCUGCGCCUGUCAAGCUCAGCCGCGGGGACAAGGCCGGCGUACAACUGCGCAAGCUCAUUCCUGCGUCCUUGGCAUGUCGCCUGCUGCUCCUGACCGUCUUCCUCGAGGCCGUGAUCGACAUUGCCAUCCAGGCCAACAUUCUGUGGCGGUUCCAGCUCGAGGUCGACAGCGCCGAAGAGUCGUCAGACACGACGUCCUCGGCUCUCGAGGCUAACAAGCGCCGCUUGCCCGUCUAUCUUUACAUUUUCGUCACGGCGCAUAUCGUCCAGCUGGGACUGACAGUGUACGCCAUCCGCACGCGAAACACCAUCCAGGUCAUCGGCUUGGCCAUUUUCAACGGCCUCUUUGUCAUCUACGCCGGUAUUGAGAUUGAGGAGAUUCGCAACAUCCUCGGCAACACGACACCGGCGGCAAACGCCCAGACGACACACAACUUGCUCACGCUCCCGCUCAACGUCCUGACGGCCAUUGUCAUUGCCGUCGUGGCCGCGUCCGAGAUUGCCGUCGUGGUUCUCACAUGGUUUAUCUGGCGCGAAUUCGGUUGGCGAAUCUACCGCUUCUUGGGCGCCGACCUGCGCAUCCGCCGCUUCUACCUGCAGUACCAGAUCUUUGAGUGUAUCUGCUGCUUUUCAUUCUUCUUCUUUGCCGGAUUCGGCGUGCAGUUCGCGCUGCUCGUCCUGAACAAUUCCGACCCGGAGUACAUCAUCACGUGGAUCAUGUUCCCCGUCCUCCUCGUGUGGCUCGGGCUCGGCGUGAUCGCCGCCCGCCGCGAACUGAUGUGGGGCAUGGUCGCGUUCGUCACGGGCCUGCUCUGCGGCACCGCCUAUUUCAUCUACAAGCUCGUCCGGAUCUGGACCGACCGCGCCAAAUACUCCAUGGUCGCGAAAUCGCUCACGGCGUUUGGCUGCCUGUCGCUCGUCAUGAUCAUCCUGUGCACGGUCUACGGCUCGAUCGUGUGGCACAAUUUCGGCAGGGGGCUCAAGGAGCAUGUGGCCGAUAAGAAGAAGGACAAGAAAGAGGAAAAGAACCAGAUGAUGGCCCUGUCGCCGCAGUACAAUGCCGGAGGCUUUGGCGGGCUCGGACACGCCCCGACUCGGCAGCACCACAGGCUCACGAUCGAUUAA
Messenger RNA from Apiotrichum porosum, 2142 nucleotides. RefSeq lists its product as uncharacterized. Lineage: Eukaryota; Fungi; Basidiomycota; Tremellomycetes; Trichosporonales; Trichosporonaceae. Gene Ontology annotation, cellular component: Golgi apparatus. The record is from RefSeq and is a predicted model, not a curated record. The transcript is spliced from 3 exons. Bases 1 to 2142 code for a protein of 713 amino acids.